Molecule: messenger RNA, 1170 nt
Organism: Aspergillus affinis
Lineage: Eukaryota; Fungi; Ascomycota; Eurotiomycetes; Eurotiales; Aspergillaceae
Product: RCC1 domain-containing protein
Exons: 1
Coding region: 1-1170 (389 amino acids)
Source: RefSeq, a predicted model, not a curated record
AUGCCUCUUUUCUCAUUCGGCUCCAACGGAUCUGGUCAACUAGGAAUCGGCCACGUCGAAGAUGUCUCGAUUCCCACACAAUGCCUCUUUGACGAAGAGGGGUCAUCAACCAGCUCCUCAUCGCCUAUACAUGACCAGAAACGAACUGAGACCGGUAUCCUGCGCAUUGUCGCAGGUGGCAAUCACACUCUAGUUCUGUUCUCCGAUGGAGCGGUUUACGCGGCCGGGUGCAACGAUGACGGGAGAUGUGGCCAAUAUCCCUCCACCGACCCACUGCUCAGGUUCCGCCGGGUGAUUGUGGACGAUGCGGCCACGGGGCAAUCAUAUGAUGCGUUCAAGGGCAUCUCGGCGACGUGGGAAGCCAGCUUUCUCGUCCCAUCAGGCGGCGGAGGCGGCGUAGAUGGGGACCACGGCGAUGAUGUCGUCUUCGUGCUGGGAUCUGGCGCGAAAGGGGAAUUGGGACUCGGGGAGGGGUGUGCACGGGCCGAGACGGCCACGAGGAUCCCGGAUUUCCCGCCCGCGGGAACCCAAAUCAAUGCGGUUGCGAGCGGCAUGGGACAUACGGUUACCGUGCUGUCGAAUGGAGAGGUGUAUGGGUGGGGAGGGGCGAGGAAAGGUCAGCUGGGGGAGGGGGCCGUCGCAUCGAAGAUCGCGUGGGAGCCGGUCAAGAUCGAUAAUCUGUCUUUCUCGGCGACGGGUGCUGCGGCUUGUGGUCGCGAGUUUACGGUGGUGACGGGGGACCGCGCCGCGGGGCAAUUUGCAGUGCUGGGGUCGUCUGGGGAUAAGUGGAAUAUUCUAUCUGGGGUCCCCGCGUCGGGCGCUGUGGAAGGGUAUCGUGGCAUUUUUGCUAGUUGGCAUGGGAUCUAUGUACAUCGGAAAGACUCCUCGGUUGUCUGCUGGGGCCGGAAUGAUCGCGGCCAGCUUCCGCCGGUCGAUUUACCCGCGUCAAGGGACAUCGCUGUUGGAAGUGAACAUGCCCUGGCGCUCCUCGAUGAUCAGAGCGUCGUGGCAUUUGGGUGGGGAGAGCAUGGCAACUGUGGUCCGGAUACCGAUGCACAGGGAAAUGUCAAGGGGGAGUAUAAACGAAUCCCUCUGUCGGUUGAGGACGGUUCCGCAGUUGUUGGGAUUGGUGCGGGUUGUGCCACUAGCUGGGUCAUUACGGGCAGGUGA